AUGGCUCGCCCCAUCGGCUUUGUGUUGUUUUUGGCGAGUUGGACCGCCGUCGCUUUCCCGUUGCCUCGCGACUCUUUUGACAACGCCAUCGCGGGGUCAAGAGGGGACUUGGAGGCAUCCGGCGGCGGGCCGGGGGAACCCGUCCGAGGCGUGGUGAAGGUCAUGCGGCUGGACGCUCGUGCCGCGGCGCCUCGCUCGGGCUUCCUCAGAGGAGGCCUCCCCCCCAGGAGAGCGCCCUCCCACGGCUCCCGAUUCUCCUUCCCCGCUUUCUUGGCCCACGGGCGGCCGGGUCCGGCCCUGGCCCCCAAGGCCCCGGUGAGCCCCCUCCGCCUCCUGCACCCUAAGAGCCCCGCCGAGAUGGAGCUGAAGAGGAGGCAAGGCCUGCAGAUGUGGCAGCGGGCCGUGGGUAAAGGGGACAAGAUGAGCGUGUCCCUCCCCAUCGACCUGAGGGACACCAAGCUGGCGUGCACCGCCGUACCUUUCACUCAGCGCGUGACGGCGGACGGAUGCGACGUGGUGACGGUGCACAACAAGCUGUGUUUCGGCCAGUGCAGCUCCAUGUUCGUCCCGCCCGAGGGGGAGUUAGCCGGGCCGGGCGCGGGGACGGGGGCCCUCCGGCACCGGGCCCCCUGCUCCCGCUGCGCCCCGUCCAGAGCGCGGACCGUGGCCGUGCCCCUGCGCUGCGGCGCCGAGGUGCAGGAGAAGCGGGUGAUGGUGGUGGAGGAGUGCAAGUGCGAGACGGGCCGCGAGGAAAAGAGCGCCGAGGCUCGCCUGUAG
Molecule: messenger RNA, 777 nt
Organism: Pungitius pungitius (ninespine stickleback)
Lineage: Eukaryota; Metazoa; Chordata; Actinopteri; Perciformes; Gasterosteidae
Gene: dand5
Product: DAN domain family, member 5
Exons: 2
Coding region: 1-777 (258 amino acids)
Biological process (GO): determination of heart left/right asymmetry
Source: RefSeq, a predicted model, not a curated record